Molecule: messenger RNA, 2761 nt
Organism: Neolamprologus brichardi
Lineage: Eukaryota; Metazoa; Chordata; Actinopteri; Cichliformes; Cichlidae
Source: RefSeq, a predicted model, not a curated record
CCAGGCUCCGUCAGCUGUACCUCCCCUUUCGUCUCCUCUUACAGGGAGCUCCUGUUUCAUUGUGACCCUGCAUUUAUUCAGGAACGCUGCCCUGAAUGUUAGUCCCCUGAUGAGAGGAGGAAAGGCUGGAAUCAGAGGCUCCGCGUCCUUUUGCUCACUUUUAAGGCGUCUUUGUGGGGUACGUAUGCAGGCAGUGUUGCCUUCUGCUUCUUGUUUUGUCACUGUUUGAAAAGAAAGGGAUGCAUUCUUUGUCCUGCUGAAGAGUUCAAAACUCCAGAGUCUGUGCUCAUACCUGAGGUGAUAGGACAGGUUGGACUUUGAUCAGUUUACUUUAACGGGGACGGACCUGAGUCAGUGUUUGUCCUUUCAACGAGUCUGAAGCACAAGACUUGUCUUUCUCUGUCAGCACAGAUAUCAGGAGCAGUUUUCCAUGUUCCUGAUGAUCCGUUAGUAAAGCCAGAACCGAGGGAACCGGGAUUCACCUGCUGUGCUCCGACAGAACCGUCCACAGGUUUGACACCUCAGCCAGUUCUCAGAGAGGGAAAACCACCUCGUGCACGAUGCCCGGCAAAGUCCCGCUGCUGCUGCUGUCGUUGCUGUCCUGCUUCGGGACAUCCCACUGCUGCCUGCAGGACCCCGCUUCAGCCUACAGAUUCACCGGAGCUGUGUGCAGGCUCACCUACCCCGCUGCUGUCGUGCUGAAUGAGAAAACCACCAAAGUGAUCGAGGCUGCUUUUCAACACGCCCGAUACCCGAGCACGAAGGGGGAGAAGUCCCUGCUCUUCAUCGGAAAGGUCACGUACGGCCUGGACAAUUUGGAGAUUCACAACCUGUCGAUUGGUCAGAGCGCGUUUGAGCUGCAUCCAGGUGAAGGCAUCGCCAUGGAGAUAAGCAAUGUGUCUGCAGUGUUCAAGGGCACCAUCCAGUAUGGAUACGGCAACUGGCUUGUUAACUUCGGACAUUCAGUUGACUUUGAGAUUGACUCUCAGAUUGAUCUUGGAAUCAACCCCAAACUUUACUGCGGUGAUGGAAAGGUAGCAGCAGACACAACAGACUGUUACUUGAACUUUCACAAGCUGCGUCUGCACCUGCAGGGAGACAAAGAGCCGAACUGGCUGAAGAAGCUCUUCACCGACUUCAUCACGCUUACUGUCAAGCUGGUCAUCAAGGGACAGAUCUGUAAGGAGAUCAACAAGGCGGCAAAUAUACUGGCUGACUUCAUACAGGACACGGCAGAGCAGUUCCUCACUGAUGGAGACAUCAGCGUGGACAUCGGUAUCGCUGCCGCUCCUGUCAUCACAGCAAACUACAUCGAAUCAUACCACAAGGGACUGACCAAGUACAACAACACGGUUGCUGUCAUCAAUGAAUCGGUUUUCCAUCCAAGUCACCUGACUGAAGACAAGAUGAUCUACUUUUGGAUUUCAGGUUAUCACAGCAGAGGGGUGGCCCUCCCUGAGCUCGGUCCUCCUGGAGAAACAUACACAAAUAUGAAGUCAGGAAGGGGCAAACACAUUUCCACACCACUGUACAUGUUUGACUCUUGGAUAUCAUUUCAGACGCUCCUCAGGACAAACCUCUCUACUGCCAUGCCUGAGUUUAUUAGGAAGUGUCUGCUGGAUUCAGCUUCCCCAGAGUUAAGACUGUGGAGUUCUUCUGUUCCACAUUUGAACAGUUCCACCUCAGGAACGACAAUUUGGGUUCAGGCAUCUGGACGGCUCCACUGUGAGGGCCAAGGCACACCAGUACUCUUCUUUCAGACGGACAUGGCCGUAGACAUCACAACUUCCUAUGUUAACAAGAAAGUCCUCCUGCAAGGUCAUCCAACAGAGAUCUCAGUAUUCAGAGCUGAGCUGCCGUUACAGGAUCAGCAGCUAUAUGAUGAAGCACUCGAGUUCCUAAAGGAAGCUGUGGUGAAAGUUGGAACUCCCAAAGUCCUGUCUGUUCUGGGAGUUGAGCUCACCAGGCUUCUGGACAAACAGGGAUUAUACCAGUUUGAUCUCUUUAACCCUGAGGUGCUUCCCCGGGACGGCUUUGUGGUGAUUCAGAUGGAUUUUGGUUUCCCUCAUCACCUUCUGGUUGAGUUUCUCAAGAGGACACUGGAGUAACCGUUAAAUAUCCGACCCGAGAGUGUGUUUUAAUCUGAAAACUCAGCUAGGAAUGAUGUGAGUCAGAACAUGCUUCUGUCAAGCUGUCCGUGAACAUUUUGUUUGUUGUUGUUUGAUUAAAAUUAAAUACCAUGUAAAAGCUUCUGCAGGUGAUGUACAGUCAGUAAAGAUUACUACAAUUAUUGUGAGACUUUGUGUUAUUGAGAUCAACACAAGGUGUGAGUGAAAGAAGGCGUCUAUGUCGACUGUGCAUGACCAUCCUUGAACAGAGGAGCUGACUUACACCUGUCUGCCACCUAUAAUCUAGUUUUGAGAUCCUCUCCUAGACGCCUUAUCGCCCACUCGCAGCUCUGACAAAUGCCCAGCUGGGACAACCACAUUUACUCAGGGCUUUGAUGAUGUUUCCCUGACAGCUGUAUCUGUGGGGAUGGCGUUCACUCUGUGCUGGAGCGUCCUGUAGCAUACGAAUGUUUAUUUUCACACUGACAUUUGAGACACUGCUCUGAUAAACAUAAUCACAGGAAUCUGUUAUUCUGUCUGGAAAUAGGAGUGGAGGAUUUUACGAGGAUGAAAAUACACAGUUAUUAACUGUUUUAUAUAUUUUAUUGUUGUUUUUGUGCCUGUAAAGUUUAGAAAUUAAAAUCAUACUUAAC